CGCAGGAGUGGAGCGGGUGCUUGUGCAACCUUUUUCGCAUAUAUAGGCCGUCAGUUCUACUUACUUGUCGGACUAUUCAAUACAACCAGGAACAUACUUUAUAACUAAGAGGAGAACGAAAUGCUUUCCAACUGUUAAAGUACUUGUCCUCUGUCCUCUAGACACAUUACAUUAAAAAAAAAAAAAAACGCACUUCGGGCUCUAAUAAACUGGAAGCAGCGCUUUGGGAAUUAUGUUCACCGUCGUUUUGUGGAGACGCUAACAUUUAAAUAUAGCUGCGGAAUAAUGAGGGUGAACAUUAAAAGUGUAUAGCAGCCCAUCACCAUGGAUAAUGGACGGAAAAAGAAGCUGACGUUUUUUACCAUUGGACUCAUCUUUCUGUUGAGCGGCGUGGAAUAUGCUGUGAUACUCCCCACUAUAUGGAAGUAUUUGCAAACAUUAGAGGCACCAUCGUACUUCCUGGGUUUGACCCUAUCAGCCUUCAGCCUUAGCGGUCUCCUUUCGGGACCACUGUUUGGCCACUGGUCUGACAGAACGCGAACCAGCAAAAAGAUUAUUUUGUUUGCCAACCUUUUUGAGAUUGUGGGUAACUUAAUGUACUUUAUGGGCUUUUCCAAGUGGUUCCUACUGUCAAGCAGACUCGUGGCAGGCAUUGGCACAGGUGCUGGCUCGUCCAUCUUCGGUUUCCUCACCAGAAGCACAGCCCCAGAAGAUCGCUCCACUGUGUUUGCCGCUGUCAUGGUGUGUCGACAAGUGGGCCUUCUGAUUGGUCCAGCAUUUAACAUCUUCCUGAGACUGUGUGAUUUCCAUCUGGGUCCUUUUGUGGUCAAUACAUACACUGCACCAGGGUUAUUCAUGUGUUUAUUGUGGAUUCUUCUUCAAUUGGCUGUGGUCUUCAUGUACUGGGAUCUCCCACCACUGGAAAGAGGGAAGGACACUCUUAAAAAGCGCAGUGAGAUGGGAAAUGAAAAAAGGAUAGAGGAAGAGGAAGCUGAGGAUGAGGAUGAUGAGGAAGUAAAGCCACUGAUGCGAUCUCAGGAGCUGGUGGGCUCCUACGGCUCUGUGGUCACCGCAGACUCUCAUAAGAAUCACACUACUGCAACUUCUGAUGCAACCUUGAAUCAAAUUGCCCCAUCUCCUGAGCCAUCAGUGUCCCGUGAGUCCUCCAGUCCCUUUAAGAACUUCAGUCUCUCACGAGAGUUCCUGAGAGAAGAAGUGGUUGUUCUGCUGGCUGCUCAAUUUAUCACCCUCUUUAAUCAAACAGCACUGGAGACCAUGGUGACACCACUGACCCAAAAGUAUUUCAACUACGGGGAAUUGGAGAACAGCCUCAUGUACUGUCUCUGCGGCGUGGAAGUGAUUACUGGCUUCCUAUUCGUGCGCUGGCUGAGCCGGCGUGUUGCUGAGCGAGUAAUUCUGGCUGUUGGCCUUAGCAUUUGCAACAUUUCCUGUGUGUGGUGCCUUAUCUUCCUGGCUAACCCGCUGGGUGGUUUCCCAUGGCGGCUGACAGAGUUUGUCAUAGGCGUCUUUCUGCAGGUUCUGGGUCUGCCGUUUGUAGCUGUUGCCCAGGUUUCCCUCUUCUCCAAAGUUACCUCUGAAAAAACACAAGGUUUUAGUCAGGGGGUGCGUCGCUCAGUUGGAGGUCUAGCGACCAUUCUGGGCCCUCUGUGGGCUGGUGGCCUCACUGACAACAUGUAUAUCAUGAUGGGUGUGAUGAUGGCACUGCUGGCACUCCUAACGAUGAUUCUUGCCUUCUCUUACAAGCGGCUGGUUGAACCUUCUCAAGAGGAAGAAGCAGAAAGCGGCGAUCUCUGUUAAUUUAGCUGCAAAAUGGGAGGUUCUGUUUUGAACCACAAGAUUCCUUGACGGUUCCAUUACCCCUGCCUCGUACCACAGGGCCCGGUCCUUCAACAUUUUUGCACACAAAUGAAGAUAAAAGGACUUAUUUGGUGAAUAUGUACAUUUCCCAUGGAAAUUUGGAGGCCAACUGACAUUGUGUCCAACUGUCAUCUUGUGUGCUCCAGCACUAACAAUAUUUAUUUCCUGAUUUAAAUUAUGGGUUGAAAUUAUAUAUAAUAGUUAUAUGUACAGUAUAUAACAUGUACUGUAUAUAUACCUGACGUAUUAACUGGUCAAUAUAGGAAUAGCAUAAACUACUGUCUUGCUUUCAAGGUGGCAUAACAACAACAACAACAAAAGGUUCUGGUUAUAAUGUAGUACCUAUACUAGCCACUAGUGGGCACACUUGGACUUCUAAAGUGGAUGACAAUUGAACUUCAUGCCUGCGAGUGUAAUGUUUUUUUUUUUGGGGGGUGGGGGGGAGCAAACGGUUGCAUGUUCAGUUAAACGUAUUAGUGUAUUCAGUUAAUUGCCAAAGUAAACAAUUUUAAUAAUUUCAAUAAGUCCAACAAAAUCUAAAAAUAUCAAAAGCAGAGAAAUUCAAUUGUUUUUAGCCAAAAUGUAUUUUUCUGAAUAGUCCUUUAUGAAUGUUGAUGAAACUUUCAGUGCUUUCGUUUUAUGUGUAGCUACCAAUUUUGAUAUAACUAACCUUGAUUGCUCUAAAUGUUUUUCAUUAAAACAUAAUGCUAUAAAUCAUUAAACUGUACAUGUUAACUUUGUGUAUCCUUAUUUUUAAGUUGCAUUUCAAUUAAAUCGUUUGAUUAUUAAUACGGAACAUAGAAGACACAUUGCUAUAACAAAUUAUGGAAAAAAACUGGGGGAAAAAUAUGCAGUCUGAAGUAAAUUAACUGUCAUAGAUUUUCUAAUGCAUACUUUUUCUUAAUCUGUAUUCUCUAAUUUGGUUCAGAAUUUACAAGAAAAAUGUGAGAAAUAUAUUACAGAAAUUUUUUAUUAAUGAGAAAACCCUUGCUGAUAUGAUUUGAAUAUAUCUUCUAAUUCUAAAAUUAUAUGUUCAAUUUCAUCAUUUAUACUGUAUUUUUUAAAAUGAAUACAUUUCCUGGUUAUACACAUAAAAUGUAAAUAUAGGCACGCACGCACACACACACACACACACACACACACAGGUGAAGUAGCUGUUAAUGAACCCUAAAAAAGGAUUUUGGUACUCAUCAAUGCUGUUAACUUAGGGCAACUGUGGCACAAACCUUUCAUUGUGCAGCAGUCUAACACAUUAAUAUUUACACAUGCAAUUAUUGUUUUAUCAAA
Phycodurus eques (leafy seadragon) is the source of this 3165-nucleotide messenger RNA. It is a transcript of the gene mfsd8l1, whose product is annotated as major facilitator superfamily domain containing 8-like 1. Gene Ontology annotation, molecular function: transmembrane transporter activity. Bases 325 to 1818 code for a protein of 497 amino acids. Lineage: Eukaryota; Metazoa; Chordata; Actinopteri; Syngnathiformes; Syngnathidae. The transcript is spliced from 12 exons. The record is from RefSeq and is a predicted model, not a curated record. Gene Ontology annotation, biological process: transmembrane transport.